Cryptococcus amylolentus CBS 6039 is the source of this 1533-nucleotide messenger RNA. RefSeq lists its product as hypothetical. Lineage: Eukaryota; Fungi; Basidiomycota; Tremellomycetes; Tremellales; Cryptococcaceae. The transcript has 7 exons. Gene Ontology annotation, molecular function: poly(A)-specific ribonuclease activity. The record is from RefSeq and is a predicted model, not a curated record. The coding region runs from base 1 to 1518 and encodes 505 amino acids.
AUGGCCCCUCCCUACGUCCCCACCCCGGAACAAGCAGCCGUCGCCGAAAAACGAAGGGCGGAGAGGGCUGCGAAGAAGGCUGCUAUCGCUUCUGGGGCUAUUGCCGACCCCAACAACGCAAAGGGGGAGGGGCAGGGGCAGGGGGAAGGGGAGGUGGAGUUCUUGAAGAGGGAUUGGGUUGAUGUGGGUCCUGGGCAGGUAGAGGGAGGGGGAGGGGGAGAGGGGCGGAAGCGGAAGGGGGUGAGGAUAUUGACUUGGAAUCUCCUCGCCCAAACCCUCGUCCGAAGGAAACUCUUCCCAGGAUCAGAUUGCCUGAAAUGGGGCGACAGAAAAGCGCUCUUACUCGCCGAGAUGGCGCAUCAUGGGUCUUGUGAUAUUAUCUGUCUUCAAGAAUGCGACAAACACUCCGAGAUAAGCACUGCCCUCCCGAAGCACACUUUCGUGAAGGGUACAGGCCCUCACAAAUCGCAUGGCUUGGUCAUACUCUAUAACAAGGAAAAGUUUGGGGCCGAGUGGAAGGAGCUUGUGCAUCUUGAUUUCGAGGACCUGCAUUCUCCUUCGCAGGGGACGGAGGAGGAGGGGGAGGAGGAUUUGGGAGAGAUAAAAAGGAGGAAGGGCGGGUCGAGGAUGACGAAGAAUGUCGGUCUGAUCGUGGGGCUCAAGUCCAAAAAUGAGAGUGGAAGGGGGAUUGUAGUCGCUACCACCCAUCUCUUCUGGCACCCAAUGUACGCCUACGAACGUACACGACAAGCUCUACUGUUGGUCCGUGCGAUCCGCCGAUUUCAGGGGGUACAUGGGUUGGAGGGGUGGCCCGUUGUUUUUGCUGGUGAUUUGAACACCCAGCCAUCCGAAUCUACCUACUCCCUCCUGACGUCCCCACACUCGCCCCUCCCAGCGUCUUAUGCUGCGCAAGUGGAGAGUUCCAGGAUCGUACAUGACAGCCUCAAGAAAAUGUCAUUUACCGCCCCGCGUACUUCACCCGUCACCACCCACGCCGACGCUUCUAUCCCCCCCGGAACACCCGCCUCCGGCACCUCCACCCCCACCCCCGUCCCAACAAAGACGGACGAAGAAAAGGACGAGGACAGGGAAGACAAGAAAGACGACUCGACCGCCAACUCUCGUGCGCCGCUUGUUUCUGACGGGAUCCCGACGACGGAGGAGAUGGUGGGGCUGUAUAGGGAGGUCUUCCCGGGGAGAGGGUGUGAGAGUGCGUAUGGGUCGACGGGGUGGAGGGUUGGGAGGGAUGUGCCAGGGUUUGGAGCGAGGGGAGGGUUUGGGGAGUUGGAAGAAGGAGGGGGAGGGGAUGAGCCGGGGUAUACGUGUUUUACGCCGUUGUUCAAGUUGACCCUCGAUUACCUUCUACUUCUUCCCCCCCUAUCCCCAUCAUCCGACCCAGAAGCGAGCUUUUCAAAGGUGCUUUUACCGCCGAGAGCGGAGGAGCUUGGGGAGGGGUUGCCGAGGAAGGGGAUUUGCGCGAGUGAUCAUGUGGCGGUGGGGUGUGAGGUUGUUUGGUAAGAUUUCUAGAUGGGG